AUGGCUCGGUUGAUUUUUCUUUGUUCAACUUUCUUACUUUUGAUACGCUUUGCCCUCUGUGUUCACUCUGUAUGCCCUCCACCACCUCAGACAGUGUCUCCUCCCACUCCGUUUCCUCCCAUUCGACGUCCUCCCACUCCGUUUCCUCCCACUCUAUCUCCUCCCGCGGUUGGUGGUGGAGGUGGUGGCGGUGGUGGUGGUGGUGGAGGAGGAGGUGGUGCUGCAGGUCCAGGUGGUUCUGGGAGUGGGUUUGGUUCGGGCAGCGGCUCUGGCAGUGGCGGUACUGGCAGAGCUGGUGGUGGAGGAGGAGGUGGUGGAGGUGGUACUGGGAGAUCUACGGGUACUGGUGGUAGUGGCUCUGGUUAUGGUGGUGGCAGUGGUUCUGGUGGUGGUAGUAGCAGUGGAGGUGGAGGCGUCCCAUGCAUACCUUGCAAAGCUAGGAAGACUGCGCCAGGCUCUGAUUGGAAACACAUGACCACCACUAUGUAG
Quercus lobata is the source of this 489-nucleotide messenger RNA. RefSeq names its product glycine-rich cell wall structural protein 2-like. NCBI's taxonomy places the organism in Eukaryota, Viridiplantae, Streptophyta, Magnoliopsida, Fagales, Fagaceae. The coding region runs from base 1 to 489 and encodes 162 amino acids. The transcript has a single exon. The record is from RefSeq and is a predicted model, not a curated record.